Symbiodinium natans is the source of this 840-nucleotide messenger RNA. The record is from the annotation of a GenBank genome assembly. Lineage: Eukaryota; Dinophyceae; Suessiales; Symbiodiniaceae.
AUGCGGACCCGGCAGUUGCACAGACGGAUGGUGGCAGUUUGGGAUGGGAUGGGAGACGUGAGCAGGGCGGGGGUAGGGUCUACCCCGGGCGCCGACGCUCUCGCUCUGGCCGCAGACACCGGCGGUGCCGGAGCCGUGGGGAUAGCAGUUUACGUGACGACCGUGGGCGGCGUGGUAGAAGUGCGGGCGGUGCUCGCGGUGCGUACGCUACGCGGACAACAUCACAAGGCAGAGAAGCUGGAUAUUGGGAAGCACGUGGUGUACAACUCAAGUAGAAGCGGUAAAGGACGUGAGCCUUUGGGUGGUCAGGGCGAGGGCAAAUUAGCUCGCCAUGGAGGUCGAGGCCGUGGAAAGCGACGCAAGGAGAAAGGAGUCGCGGGGUCCACGGCGAAGGCGGCGCCCGCAGUGCCGCCUCCUUCGCUGGAGGCUGCGCAGCACAACCUCUCCUCGAACAUCCAGGGCCUGCGUUUCAUGCAGACAGCCCGGGAAAACGAGGAGCGGAAGAAGCAAGAGAAGGAGCAGCUCCGACACAUAGAGGAGAUGCAGUGGGUCGUGGAAGGCUUUGAGGCGGAAGUCAUGGCCGAGUCUUCUCAGGAAAAGCGGCCUGCCGAGCGAAGGGCGGGCCCACCGCCCUGCAGCUGCACCGACGCUCUACAAGGUGAAGUUGUAGCGAACUACCCACCAACCUUCAAGCGAGACCUACAAGGCUUCAACGGCCUAGUGGAGCAGUCGAUGAAGGAUAUGCUCAAGAAGCAUGCAGACAUGAUGAAGCAAUCGGAAGAAGUGGAGCAGGCAUCCGCGCUUCGGAAGAUGAAGCAGCAGCGUGUCACCAAGUCGUAG